CCCACUUAUCACCUACACUCUUAAUUAACCCAUCUCCAUCUUUUUACAGGCAAAGAAAAAAAAACAUCAUUAUUAUGCUCAUCGCACUUUGCUUCUGUCUCAGUCUCCUCCUCUCCACCACCGCAACCAAAACCCCACCACCGUAUACUCCGAUAGAUUUGAUAGUCCUGAACUGCGGUUCAUCAACCCAAACCACAUCACCCGAUGGUCGGAAUUGGCAAGGCGAUGUCCGGUCCAAAUUUCUUCAUUUCAACUCUCAAAAUUUAUCAUCACAAGCCUCCCAGCAAAACCCUUCUGUUCCUGUUGUACCCUACAUGACCGCAACAAUUUCAAACACUAAUUUCACUUACACAUUCUACUUAUCCCCUGGUCCGAAAUUUCUCCGACUCCAUUUUUAUCCAGAUACUUACCGAUCUGCCCUCAAUUCCUCAACGUCGUUCUUCACUGUCACAGCCAACGGUUAUACCCUCGUCAGGAAUUUCAGCGCUUAUUUAACCGCUUUUGCCGCGAGUUCACCUGUUGACUUCUUGGUCAAGGAAUUUAUAGUAACUGUACAAGAAAAUCAAGAACUCAACCUAACGUUUAUUCCAUCUCCAAGCUCGUUUGCGUUCAUUAAUGGGAUAGAAAUAGUUCCUAUACCAAACAAUUUGUAUAUAAGAAAUAUGGAAAAUCGUUAUACUCUUGUGAAUUCAGAUACUUCCUUCUAUUUCGACAGAAAUACUUUUCUUGAAACCAUGUACAGGUUGAAUGUUGGCGGUGGAUUCGUUAGCAGCGUAGACGAUACAGGAAUGUUCAGAACAUGGUCUGAUGAUACAGUUUAUAUAUUUGGUGGUGAAAAAGGAACUGUGCAUCUAUCUAAUAAUAGCACAAUGGAAUGGAAACUGACGCCGGAAUAUGCUGCGCCGGAGGUGGUGUAUCUCACUAAACGUUCGAUGGGUCUGAAUCCUGAACUUAAUCUGAAGUACAAUCUCACAUGGUUGUUUCCUGUUGAUUCUGGGUUUAAUUAUCUUGUCAGGCUCCAUUUCUGCGAGACAGAUGAAAAAGCAGCGCAGUUGAAUUUAAGACCAUUCAUAAUAUUUAUUAACAAUAUGACGGCAGAGUACGAUGCGGAUAUAAUUAACUGGAGCGGGGGAAUAGACAUUCCGGUGUACAGAGAUUACGUCGUGUGGUUUCCUGUCGGAGGGCCGGAUAAGCAGGAUAUGUGGCUCGCGCUACACCCGGAUACGGAAUUGCAACAGAGCACUGCUGAUGCUUUGUUGAAUGGUGUAGAAAUAUUCAAAUUGAACUCAACAGAUGGUAGUCUAGCGGGGUCCAAUCCCGAACUGAUGGAGAACCCCGUAGUGCCGGAACGGGGUCUAAAAUCGUCGAGGAAGAAGAGGCGAUCGCUAGUUAUGGUCGUUGCUGUGUCGGUCAUCAUCGGAGGUGGUGUACUCAUAUCUUCUCUUACUCUAUGUCUAUGCUUCAUAAAAAGAAAGACCAUAAGAACGGACAAUGCUAAUGCCAAUGCUAAUGCUAAUGCUAUGAUUACAAAGCCUAAAUCUUUUGCUAUUUCUUUUUAUCGCUCUAUAAGGUCGAGUAAUUAUGCAAAUGCUUCGACCAACUCAAUUCGUCGAUUCUCCAUUUUUGAGAUUGAAGUAGCCACAGCGAAAUUCGAUGAUGAAUUCCUUAUAGGUUCAGGAGGAUUUGGAAAUGUAUACAAAGGAUUCGUCGAUGAUGGAGCAACUCCUGUUGCCAUCAAGCGAUUAAAUUCAUCCUCAACUCAGGGUUUUCGUGAAUUCAAAACCGAAAUCCAGUUGCUUUCCAAGCUUAACAAUACAAAUCUCGUAACUCUAAUCGGCUACUGCGAUGAUCCAGGAGAAAUGAUCCUCGUCUAUGAGUAUAUGCACCGCGGUACUCUUCGUGAUCAUCUUUAUAAAACGAAAAAUCCUCCGAUUCCUUGGAAGAAAAGAGUGGAGAUUUGUAUCGGAGCAGCCAGAGGACUGCAUUAUCUUCAUACAGGGGCGAAACCUCCUGUAAUUCACCGUGAUGUUAAAUCAACAAACAUACUCAUCGACGAGCAUUGGGUGGCUAAGGUUUCAGAUUUUGGUCUAUCGAGAAUGGGACCAACGAGCAAUUCUCAAACUCACGUUAGCACUAUAGUCAGAGGUAGCUUCGGAUACGUAGAUCCAGAAUAUUACCGAAGGCAACACCUUACUGAAAAAUCCGAUGUUUACUCAUUUGGUGUAGUUUUACUUGAAGUACUAUGUGCUCGGCCGCCAGUGAUUCCAGGAUUGCCGAGAGAGCAGGUGAAUUUAGCCGAUUGGGCGCGAAUUUGCUACAGAAGAGGCGGUUUUAGUCAGAUAGUGGACAAGAAUCUGAUGGGCGAUGUUUCUCCUGCUUGUUUGGAGAAAUUCGGCGAGAUUGCUGAGAGUUGCUUGCGUGACCAAGGAAGGUUAAGGCCUGCGAUGAGCGAUGUGGUGUUUGGACUUGAGCUUACUCUGCAGCUUCAGGAGAGUAAUGCAGAGACUAUUACUGAAGUGCCCGAGAGGUCAUUGUUGUCGGCGCGCGAAGAAGUUGUUGCUGUUAGUGACGCAGAUGAGGAUGAUAACGAUGAUUUGUUUAGCGGUUCAUGUGGACGAAAAGCGGAAUCAAAGAGCAGUAUCAGUAGCUGUUUGAGAAGUGUGGAUCAAUCGGAUCCUGAUAGAUUUCUGUCACAGACAGUUUUCUCCGAAAUUAUGGAUCCGAAAGGAAGAUAACAUUGAUAAACUGGAUUUGGCAUUACAUUUUUUCUAAUUUCUGAAACAAAUCUGUCUUUAAGUUGAGUAUAGUUAUUAUAUAUUUAUUUAUCAUCAUUUUAUCUA
Messenger RNA from Mercurialis annua (annual mercury), 2840 nucleotides. RefSeq names its product receptor-like protein kinase FERONIA. NCBI's taxonomy places the organism in Eukaryota, Viridiplantae, Streptophyta, Magnoliopsida, Malpighiales, Euphorbiaceae. The record is from RefSeq and is a predicted model, not a curated record. Gene Ontology annotation, biological process: protein phosphorylation. The transcript has a single exon. The coding region runs from base 75 to 2735 and encodes 886 amino acids. Gene Ontology annotation, molecular function: ATP binding; protein kinase activity.